AUGACGCAGGACGAACAGACGUGGCCCGUGCGGCUCUACGUCUACGACCUCUCGCAAGGAAUGGCGCGCCAGCUCUCCAUGGCCCUCACAGGGCGUCAGAUCGACGGCAUCUGGCACACGAGCAUCGUCGCAUGGGACCGCGAGUACUUUUUCGGACAGGGCAUCUCGAUCGCAUCGCCCGGCACAUCCCACCACGGCGCUCCGCUCGAGACCUACGAGCUCGGCCAUACGGCCAUCGACCGCGACACGUUCGAGCAACUCCUCCUCGACGACCUAAGACCCAGGUUCAGACCGCAGGACUACAACCUCCUCAGCUGGAACUGCAACAACUUUACCCAGGAGCUCGCACAGCUCCUCGUCGGCGCCGACAUCCCCGACCACAUCCGCAGCCUCCCCGCCGACUUCCUCUCGACGCCCUUUGGGCAGAUGAUGAAGCCCAGGAUCGACGCCAUGUUCCGCGGGCCCAGCGUCGGCGCCACGCCCAAUGUCGCCGCCUCCUCCUCGCCGGGCGCUGGUCUGCUGGAUCAGGUGGCGUCGCGCGCCUUUACCGGCAACGAGCCCAUGCAGUCGUCUGGCAGAGGUGCCGGCACGGCGGGCCCCUCGUCUUCAGACCCAGUCCGCCACAUCUAUACAAAGGCUGACCUCGACGCCCUCCUCGAGACCUUCCCGUGCGUCGCCGUGCUCUUCACCUCCGACACUUGUCCACCCUGCCGCAUCGUCAAGCCCGAGUUCAGCAGCCUCGCUCACCGCCACCACGCCGACCAGGACAAGCCCGGCCCGCACAAGCGCAUCGGCUUUGCCCAGGUCGACGCCGGCCCCGCGACCCAGGCGCUGAUGCAGGCCUGCGGCAUCUCGGCCACGCCCACCGUCUCGUGCUACGCUCGCGGCACGCUCAGCGGCCAGGUCAAGGGCGCCGACGUCGGCGAGCUGCGGUCCGCUGUCGACCUGAUGCUCUUCGAUGUCUACCCCUUCCACCCUCACACGCAGCUCAAGCGUCCGCUCAAGGCGUUCCGUUCCAUACCGACGGCGCCGCACGCGUUCCGCGCGGUGCCCAACCUGCAGUCGGCGCUCCAGAGGCUCGACGCGGCGCUCGCCGAGCAUCCGGCCAAGUCGUUUGCCGAAAAGGCCGACCUCCAGGACGCUCGCAAGUGCCUCGCCGCCACCGUCAUCCCGUUCCUCGAGGCAAACUUCGACGCGCAGUCAAAGUCGGCCAAGGCGACCCCCAGGUUCGAGGCAUCGAAGCAGCUUCGGGCGCUCGAGCAGGCGACGGCGGCGAUGCUCAAGGUGCUCGCCCCGGAGCAGCUCUUCCCGCUCGUCGACAUGAUCCGCCUCGCCCUGCUGAUCGACGACUUCGCUGCGGGCCUGCUGGCCGCACUGCACGACAGCGGCCAGGCGAGCCAAGGCGGCCCUCUGCUUGCGGUGCUGACCCGGGUCCAGCAGCUGGCGGCGGACGGAUGCUGGGAUGCGCGGCGGCGGCCCGUCUACCUCACGACGGCGCGCCUGCUGGGCAACCUGACGGCGAGCGACCGCUUCAUGGAUGCCGUCGAGUACCACGAGCCGCUAAAGCAGACGGUGCUGGACCUGAUCACGUCGCUGCUGCUCUGCGAGGAUGCGGGCGUGCGCAGCUCGGCGGCGACGUCGAGCUUCAACAUUGCGCUGCACGAGCACAAGCUGCGGCCCGACUGGACCAGCCGCGACGCGUCGGCCCCGCCGGGCCUCGGAUCGAGGAUGGGCGAGGGCUGGGAGACGGAGAUGGCGUCGGCGCUGGUGCAGGCCAUCAGCAACGAGGCCGAGUCGGACGAGACGCUGCAUCGCCUCUGCGCCUCGCUGCUGCUGACGCUCCACCUCUCGCCGUUCUGGCAAGAACACCUGCUGCCGCUCCUCGAAGUGCUCGAGGCCCGCGACGCGUUCACGGCCAAGCUCGACUCGAGCGUCGUGAAAGGAUCAACGAAGAGCGAGGAGCUGGCGGGACUGCUGCGCGAUCUGCAGGCGCUCUCCGGCUCGUCCUGA
Messenger RNA from Pseudozyma flocculosa PF-1, 2010 nucleotides. RefSeq lists its product as uncharacterized. Bases 1 to 2010 code for a protein of 669 amino acids. Gene Ontology annotation, molecular function: peptidase activity. Gene Ontology annotation, biological process: protein modification by small protein removal. The record is from RefSeq and is a predicted model, not a curated record. Lineage: Eukaryota; Fungi; Basidiomycota; Ustilaginomycetes; Ustilaginales; Ustilaginaceae. The transcript has a single exon.